Molecule: messenger RNA, 5553 nt
Organism: Bemisia tabaci
Lineage: Eukaryota; Metazoa; Arthropoda; Insecta; Hemiptera; Aleyrodidae
Gene: bur
Product: GMP synthase burgundy
Biological process (GO): GMP biosynthetic process
Cellular component (GO): cytosol
Molecular function (GO): ATP binding; GMP synthase (glutamine-hydrolyzing) activity; GMP synthase activity
Source: RefSeq, a predicted model, not a curated record
GCUAGUUUAUCGCUCAUCGCUCUCAUGACUUGUAUUUCAGCUCUUCUUGUCCGAACUUGAUACAUAUUUUGUGAUCCAAACAAUGCCAUCAACGGCUAAUUUGUUAUCUGGUCAAAUUUUGCGAAAUUGAACUCAACCCGUGCUACUGCUACCAGUGCAGUUAAAAUUGUGAUCGUGUUCAUAUUCACAACGUCGCCGCAUUCCCGCUACGUUCGCGUGGUCCUCGCUAGAAGGGCUUAAAAUUUGUCAAACAAUCAUUUCAACACGCGACCCAGUUUAGUUCAAGCUGUAGGAGAUCUCACGAUGCACAAUACGGGCCCUGAAGGGGGUGCAAAUUGCCGCAUAGCCUCCAACGGCGCUCAUGAAGGGGAAAAAGUUGCGAUCCUAGAUGCUGGCGCUCAGUAUGGCAAACUAAUCGACCGCCGCAUCCGAGAACUAUGCGUAGAAACUGAGAUCCUCCCUCUAGACACCCCUGCCUUUACGCUCAAAGAAAAAGGCUACAGGGCUGUUAUCAUCUCAGGUGGCCCUAAUUCGGUGUACGCAGAAGAUGCUCCUAGAUAUGAUGCCGAUAUAUUUAGAAUAGGUGUUCCUGUUUUAGGUAUCUGUUAUGGAAUGCAGAUGAUGAAUAAAGAAUUUGGUGGAUCUGUAAUCCGGAAAGAUUGUAGAGAAGAUGGAGAGUAUAAAGUAGAAAUCGAUACUAGCUGUUUACUAUUUAAGGAUCUAAAGAAAAGUCAAAGUGUGUUACUUACUCAUGGAGACAGUAUAGAAAAAGUUGCUGAUAGCUUUAAAGCAGUUGCGUGGUCAAGUAAUUUUGUAACAGCUAUUGCUAGCGAUAAGCUGCGAUUGUAUGGUCUCCAGUUUCAUCCAGAGGUGGACCUUACAGAGAACGGACAGUUAAUUUUUAAAACAUUUUUGUUUGAUAUCGCUGGUGUCUCCGGUAAUUUCACACUGCAAGACCGACAGGAAGAGUGUAUAAAAUACAUUAGGAGCACUGUAGGGUCCAGCAAAGUUUUGUUGCUCCUGAGUGGUGGCGUUGACUCAACCGUUUGUGCGGCUCUCUUGCACAAAGCCCUCUCGCCGGACCAGAUCAUCGCAAUCCACAUCGAUAACGGCUUGAUGAGGAAGAACGAGUCAAAAAUGGUGGAGUCAAGCCUCUCGGCCUUAGGACUGAAGCUGCGCGUGAUUAAUGCUGGGUUCCAAUUCCUCCACGGGACAACAACAACGAUGCCGUUGGACAAGCGAGUGCCCUCACGCCUUCACGUCACCAAAAUGCUUUGCAUGACCAGUGACCCGGAAGAGAAGAGGAAGAUUAUCGGGGAUGUAUUCGUCUCAGUUGCCAAUGAUGUCAUCGAAGAGCUCAAACUGAAGCCGGAGGAGGUGUUCUUGGCACAAGGCACGCUUCGUCCCGACUUGAUAGAGUCUGCAUCGGCAACGGUUAGCAAUAAAGCUGCUGCGAUCAAGACCCAUCAUAAUGACAGUCCGCUCAUUCGAGAGCUAAGAGCUGCAGGUAGAGUAAUUGAGCCUCUUAGUGACUUUCACAAAGACGAAGUGAGAGUUCUUGGCAAGGAACUGGGUCUUAGUCAUGAUCUGGUUAUGCGACACCCUUUCCCUGGCCCUGGCCUUGCAAUCCGUGUGCUUUGUGGUGAAGAGCCGUUCAUGGAACGUGACUUCUCAGAGACACAGGUGAUAGUGAAAAUAAUUGUCGAGUACGACCAAAUGUUACAGAAGAAACAUGCGCUCUUGAACCGGAUCGAGAAUGCGACCGAUGAAAUUGAGCGAAGUAAGCUGCGAGAAGUCUCAAGGAAACAGCAUCUGGCAGCCACCGUUCUGCCAAUCAGAAGCGUUGGGGUACAAGGGGACUCCCGUUCUUAUAGUUACGUUGUAGGAAUAUCAAGUGAGAACGAGCCUGAUUGGGACGAUCUUAUGUUCCUGGCAAAACUUAUGCCUAGCAUCUGCCAAAACGUCAAUAGAGUAUGUUAUAUUUUCGGCGGCUUAGUUAAGGAUCCAGUCACAGAAAUCACACAUACGUUUCUGACAAGCAAUGUCUUGUCCACACUGCGGCAAGUUGAUGCAGUUGCGUUCCAUGUCCUCUCCUCGUCCAACUGUGUCGACAGCAUCAGCCAAAUGCCGGUUGUCUUGAUCCCAGUGCACUUUGACCGAGACGCAGCUUUGCGCAUCACAUCAUGCCAGCGCUCUGUCGUCCUUCGACCGUUUAUUACGAACGAUUUUAUGACGGGCACUCCUGCCUUGCCCGGUAAACACCUCCCAUUAGACGUAGUCUCCAAAAUGUACCAAGAAAUCAGUAGCGUCCAAGGUAUCUCGCGAGUUCUCUAUGACCUCACGACCAAACCUCCCGGCACCACGGAAUGGGAGUGAACCAAUCGAUUUUCUAAUUUCUUUUUCAAUGUAAUUUUUCCCAGGUUUACACGACUUUCUGGGCUCCAAUCUUAGCGUGAUUCCCUGUAAAGACCCAAAAAUCAAUGGGCUGCCCUCUUAAUAAAAUCGAAUUUCGAUCCCAACCUAUAGUGAAGUUGUUGAAUGAAAUAUUUCAUGUGGGUCAUGUUUUUAAACUGCCGUUUAUCUACUUUAGGAAGCUCUUUAUUUUACUGUGUACAAAGAAAAUAGCGAGACAAAAAUUUACCAAAAAUUGAAAAGAUUUGUGUUGCAGCCUUAUCAAAUGAAAAUAUAAAAAGUCUAAAACAAGUUUGAUCUGCAGAACAAUUUUUUCCCUGAUAAGAGGUGCAAACAAGUUUCUUUGCUGCUGUAAUAAAUACGUGUAUAGUAAGAUACCUUGAGAUUAUCGUACGGAAGUUUUUGAAAUUACCUGAUACUUUAUGUAAUUGAUUCACUCAAACGUAUCUUGUAAUCAAAUUCUGUGGCCAACAAAUGGAGGGAAUCCUGCUAGAAUUAUUAAUAAAUUAGAGCUUGCUGCUAUCACAGGUAUUUGUGAUGUUCUCAAAUAAUUUAUUCAGGCGCUGAAGACCAGGUGCAUGAGUCCAAGUGAACACUUAAUUACCUGUAUGGCAGCAGACUGGCAACAAGUGGUCUUCUGUCUUAUGUAUUUAUUUGUAUUUAGUUAUUUAUCAUUUGUCAAUUUUCAUUUUUUACCAAUUAAAUCGAGUUGCAGUCCUCAGCAGCGAUGGAACUGAAGAGAUUGUUAGAAGUUGCAUUGCAAUGUUUUUUGUUGAGAGUAUGAUUGUGACGGCGAGUUUAUUUUUAAUAUACUUUCUUUUGAUGAAAUCUUGAUGAGCAUCAAGUGUCCUAACUCGAAAGUUAAAGUGAAUUUGUCAACAGAUUGGUUACUUUCAUCAUUGAUUCGUUUUUUGAUUGCACAUUCAGUAAAAAUGACCGUAUCGGCUCAAACAACAAAUGUUUACAUACCUCACAAAAUGAGAAAGGAAAACCUGAUUAUUGUCAGCAGUGAGCCCGUUGUUUCCUGCAGUGAAUGACAAAUCUUGCCUGCGUUGCUCCAGUAUUUCUGCAAACAUGUUAUUUAUUCAUGGGAGAACCUUUGCACAAAUUUGUCUGAAAAUUUUGGUGUCUCCUUUCACAAGUGGAAAAAAAAGCCACUGGAAAUUUCAUGUAAAUUCUUAUGAGGAUUCUUCUACAAGAAAAUAAAAUAUCAGUAAAAAGUACUGAAGCAGCGCUAUUGAGAUACAUACAUUCUUUCAUGCAAGAGACGACAAAUCGUCCUUUAUAUUUUAGAGGUUGCCUUUUUCAGGCUUUUUGUGCAAUUUGAUGUGAAAGAAAAUUAAAGAAUCAGUAAAAAGUUCAAUAACUCAAAAUCUUGUCAGUCACAUGAUAUCAUUCUCAGAUUCUGCAGGAACAAAUCAAUUUUUAUGAAUGCACACCAUGGCUUUAUCAUUUUAGUCUCUUUAUCAGUGGUAAGUUUUACAACUUAGUGCCGAAUUCAUAGUGAAUGAUGUCAUUUUCAAAAUUUUUAAUUAGGUUCUCUCUCCACUAAUCUGCUAUGACAGUUCACUGUUUUGAAUAACAUUAUCAUUUUUUGCUAAUCGAAAAAAUCAACAAUCAAAAUGGCAUCUGUUGCAUGCAACUGAUCUGCUUCCCCUGUAAUCCUGAGGUAGACAUAACCUCACCAACUGCUGUACCUUCUGUCUCUAAGCUGUAAGGAAAGCUAAAUUUUUGUACAGUUAAAUUAUCCUCAAGCAUUAUAACACCACGCACUGAAUGACCCGUUGAGGUUAAAAACUUUUCAUGGACUGUUAUCAAGCUGAGCACUAACAUUCUAAUGACCGUGUUCUUUUUCUCUCAUCAAUAAAUCAGUCAUUCAGCUGGGCAUUAUUUGUCCGAAAAUGUUGAAUUUAUCGAGUGAACUCAUUUACAAUUGAAGACCAGGGUGGAUCAUACAAGCCCAAAUUUCGUCAGCUGCGAAUUCUGUGAAAAUUACCCAACAAUCAGAAUCGGUCAAAGAGCUUGAGAUACAAGGCUGCACAAUGGUCAAAAACAAAGGAUCUAUCGCAUAUUAUUUUUUCCAGAUGAACUUUCUCGACAAAGGGAAAAAAUUGUACGAAAAAGAGAAAACAUCUAUGUCUCCUUUAUUGUUAAAAAGGAGAAAUUGUUGUGCAAUUAUAGCAGUUUUGCACUCUUCAAAACCUGUGAUCCACCCGGGUCCUCAAACAUCUUUAGCACGAGUUAAGGGGCAUUGCUGAAUUGAAUCAUUUCUCAUCUCAUUACUGUCCACCAUGUUUACGAAAAAGUAAGAAUAAGAGGAACAUUUUAUUCUCUGUUAAUCUGGUAUUUCCUCUCAAAAAAUUUAAUAAGUUAAUACAAUUUUAAGAUUCAUAGCAGGUUGACUUCGUCAACGUCGAACUUAGUUUAAUCGGCAAAUAACAGAUUCAAUCUUUGAUUUUAAAAUGGAGCCCAUUUUUUCGUACGUUGCAAUGUCUGAGAGGAUCUUCUGUUUUUAAUAAUAAAAUUAAAAUUUUUACGGUUAUUAUUUUGGUCUUUGCACUUUUGUAGUUCUCAUUACAUGAUAGUCAGGAAAAUGUGAUUACUUCUCGGCAUGAAAAAGUAUGCUGAACGCUCUGGUAAUGAUCCAAUAUCUUUUCCUACAGAAAAGAGAGGUGAGAUCAAGGUAUGUUCUAAUCCAAAUUUUGUGCAGGACAUGGUGGAUUUAAAACCAUCCUCUGUUUUUUUGUUUGUUUUUUGUUUUUUUAUUUUUUGCUCAAGCCUAAGGUCACUUGACAAAAUUCCGUCUCUUUCUCUAAGCAGUCUAAAACUGCACUGUAAGCGAUUAAUGCUCUUGAAGUCAGAGCUGCUUGAACCAAAAUAAAAAUAUCCAAGUUUUUAAACAUGUUUUUAUAAUUAAAUCGAAGGAUAGAUAAGAAUAGCUCGUAAGAUGACCUGUUUAGUUUGAAUGAGUUUGUUGGCUCCAGCUUGAGUUUUUCACAGCUCUUGCGGGUUUUUUAAAGAUCCCUCCUUCUCUCAAACCUGUUUUAUAUUUUUUCUUAAUAUCCUGUCCAAUCUCCACUGUAAUUCACUUGAUGCAUUUGUAGACAUAUUUUAAAGGAUGAAAAAAAAUUUAACAUUUUA